This is a messenger RNA of Poecile atricapillus (Black-capped chickadee), 3735 nucleotides long. It is a transcript of the gene CD164, whose product is annotated as CD164 molecule. NCBI's taxonomy places the organism in Eukaryota, Metazoa, Chordata, Aves, Passeriformes, Paridae. Gene Ontology annotation, cellular component: lysosome; endosome. The transcript is spliced from 6 exons. The record is from RefSeq and is a predicted model, not a curated record. The coding region runs from base 124 to 774 and encodes 216 amino acids.
GGCCAGCUCGGGGCGCUCCCGUGACGUGAGGCGGCGCGGGGCGGGCGGCGGCAGCGGAGCGAGGCAGGGAAGCGCCGAGUAGCAGCGGGAGCAGCAGCCCUCUCGUUUCACCGUAUCGCCACCAUGAGUCGGACCCUUAGGACACUUACGUUCCCCCUCGUCGUCGUUUCCGUGGCGUGCUGCCUUUGCGGGCUGGCCGCGAUCGCAGAGGCGAGCGGCGACUACGACAUCUGUGGAAACAUUUCUGACUGCAAUUCCUGUAUUAAUAAGACAAAUUUAGGCUGCGUGUGGCUCAAAUGUGAAGAUAAAAAAAGCAUGUGUCUCAAUGAAACAGCAAAACCUAAGUCUGAAGAAUGUAAAACUGAAACACAGUGUUCGUCUGCCACAGUUUCUCCUCCUACCAAUGUUACUACGACAUCUUCCAAUGUCACUGUAACACCCACCAAUGCCACCACUGCCUCUUCCAAUGCCACCACAGCCUCUUCCAAUGCUACCACAGCCAGUUCUGCCACCACAGCUCCUACUCCUAUAGCCAACGUCACCAAUGCAACUACUCAUGCUCCUCAGCCUAAACCUACCGUUACUUCAGCUACCACGACACCCACUCCUACAGGUUCAGAUACUACUGUGGCUCCUGUACCUGUUCCACGCAAAUCUACAUUUGAUGCUGCAAGUUUCAUAGGUGGAAUUGUCCUUGUUCUGGGUCUGCAGGCUGUUAUUUUCUUUCUGUACAAAUUCUGCAGAUCUAAAGACCGAAAUUACCACACGCUUUAGGACCUGCCCCUUGGUAAUGGACUAGUAGCCCAACACCUGUAGUUCACUGAACCAAAAUAUUUUCUGUUGCUCAUGGAAGACAGCAGUUCAUAAUAUCCUUUAAAUCUCUAAAAGAAGACUUUAAAUGAAUAUUUUUGCAACAUUAUAGUUGGCAAGAAGUGAUAUGAAUCUCUUCAACAGGAUUAUUUGCAAUAUGCUGCAUGGGUUCUAAUGGCUGUUUUAUUUUCCUUUAGUGGCUGCUGAUGUGGGACUUUUCUUGAUAUGCCAAAUGUAGAAUGUUUAAAGAUUCUUAUUCAGUGGCAACACUGUCCAGUAGACAAUCUUAAAAUGACUUUUUCUGAAGGCUAAUUGAAACAACAUCUGAUACAGUAUCCCUUCAGUUUUGUCAAGAUGUGAAUUACUCGUGACUGAUUUUCAGGGAGUGAAAUAUCAUUUAUAGUAGCUUAUGGCUCUUAUAGUGUGUUGCUAGAAAGAUGGACAAAAAUGUAGAAUUAGAAAAUGUCUUAACAGAAAAACAUAACCCUUUUUUUUUUUUUAAACACAAGAAUAAAAGAUGCCUGAUAAAAUACUUCAUUCCAAACAGAAUUCCUAUGCCAUUUCCAAUUAAUGUUGAGGGUGGAUGUAGGAAUAAUCCUUCUAAUGGGGAAAUAAAUAUUAGUGCCUUAAAAGACUAAAUUUCAGUAGACUGUAAGCAUGUCCCAGCUAUCUCAAAGAUAAAUAGAACUUUUAAGUAAUUGCUUUACAUAGGAAUAUAGAAUAUAUGUGACUUGAGCAUUCCAGUUAAAAAAAUAAAAAUCCUUAGAAUAACUGUUCCUUAGUGAUUUUGUUUUAUAGUGAGGAGUAUGGUGCAGCGAUGUUCAGGCACAGACAGAAGCUUUGACUUGUUUACCUUUUGUUCUGGCCUACAAAGAUCAACCAUAAAAUUAAUGCUAUAAUUCAGUUCACUCCCUGUAUAAAAAGGCAACAGCUCACAUUUAUACUUGAAAUCCUGAUGUUUGGGAAAUCCUGAUGUUUUUGUUAUUCAAAUGGUUCUUAAAACUCGUUGCAAUUAAUUUCAGAAGCUUGGGUUGGUUUUUUUCUUUAUUACUCUCCUGUAUGUCUUCUUGCUGAAGGAGCAAUUAAGGGUCAUUUGGAGGAUCUCCUGAUUUGAUCGUAGUCAUGAUAGCUGUAAUCUUGGGACUGACAGCUACAUCUUUUUUCUUUCCCUUCUCCCCUUCCUGGCUUCAGGUUUGUGUCACCUUGCAGUGAACUGGUUAAGGAAAUCUAUUCAGCCAAAUAGUUUAGGCUAGUUUUUUGUUGUUUGUUUUUUUUUUUUUUUGUCUUUGGCUGGAUCAGCCACAUGAUCUGAGUAUCAAAGGUACGUCAUCUCCAAUGAGGACUGACUUGAGUACCUGUGAAAAUAAAUCCACAGGAAAAACGGAAGUAGAGAUAAAAUCAAAUGGUGUGGGUAGCACAUAAUGAAUAGCUUCUGAUGAUAUCCCCUGAUCAUCAGUUUUGGGAUGAUCGUAGUACUGUCUUACUAGCUCUGACUUGACUGGAAUUGGGCACCCAAGACAAAAAUAGCAUUGAUAGCAGAUAAUAGUCAUGGCAGUGGGACUUGAAUUACAAAGCAAAUUAAGUGCAUUUCAGUUGGAAACUUGAAGUGUAUAGUGUUGCUUUCUUGUGUUCUUUUCGUUUGAAUGGCAUUGUUUCUAUUGUGCUGCAUAGAAAACGCAAAUUGCUACACAGUGCAGAGAUUACUCACCAGCACUGUAUCUUUGAGUUCAUUAGCUUUUGGUUUUCUAAACAAAACUAAGACAAUCAGCUCAGGUUUAUGAAAACAGCAGUGAGCAGCCAGUUUUCAGCAACAGUAUGUGGAUGAGUUAGGCGGUAUAUCGUUGGCCUUACUGUGAAAUGACUUAAAUCUGUCCUUCCCCUAUCUAAGAACUAUUUUGCUACAUUUGUUAAAAAAAAAUGAAUCCAUGAGCUUGUAUUCUGUGCUUUGAAGUGAACAAAAUACUCAAUUGAAAUAUGACAGUUUGCCUUUAGCUCAACAAAGCAAACUGUAUGUAGUAUACAAUUUUUGGCCUCAAAGGGCUCUUUUGGGAAACUUGCAGAAAAGUCCUACAGAAUGCUUCAUAGCAUGGAGAACAUUGCCACAGAAAAAUCAAUCUGUAAAAUGUUGCUGAAAUGCUUAUUCAUGAGCUUUGCUAAUCCUGAUUUAGGUUGCCGAUAAAGUAUGUUGGUAAAACAAACUAAAAAUAAUGUUUAAAGUGCCUUAAAAUUGCUUACUUGUUUGCCUCAAAUUUUGUUUAAAAGGGUAGAAGGGAUACCUUGCCUUAGUUACUAAAUUUGUUGUGGUGCCAGCAAUUGCUAUUUUCCAAGACUUUAGGAAACCCAGGAUCUCUGGCAUGUAAAAAUGCCUAUCUGAAAAACUCAAGUUUGUGCUGUGUCAAUUUAGUCACGCUCCGGAAGGCCUGCACUACACACCUCUUGCUCAUUAGCCUUGCCAGCAAGGUGUAAUUCCACAGUUCAGAGCUGUGGCUUGAAUUGUUUCCCUUUUAGUUGUUUUGGGGGGAGGGGAGGCUGGGUUAUACAUCUUCACCAUAUGCUUGGCUGCCUCACUGUCAAAAGUAAUUACUCCUUUGUGAAAUGCAGUAUCAGCUGAUCUGUGCUGUGUACUAGCAAAAAACCUGAAGUAACAACUUGCAGUUUUUCUUGGCCUUGUGUUUUGAAGUGGAAGGUAGCUCAUAGAUCUGUAGUUGUACUUGCCCCUAAAUCAGUUUUAGGCACUGAAUUGUAGUGACUCUUCAAGUUAUCUGGCUUUUUCUUGAAGCCAGCUUGUGCAAAGACCAAGCUGUUACCUUACAAAUGUUCUCUGCAAGUGUUGCUGUUAAAGUUUGUAUUUUGUCUUCAGUGGAAGAAAACUGAAGCAGUUGUAAUCACAAAACCAAAUUGAUAAAUAAAAUCUGUUGAAUGGAA